UGUUUAGUCCAUUUCGGUAUCCACAAACGGUCACACUAGUUUCCAGAGCAAUCCAAAAAAGGAGCAGUGAAAAGCGAAUAAAAAUCUACACAUUUACAUUUAAGUAGAACCAUCACCGGAAAACAUAAAAAAUGGUGGACUACAGCAAGUGGAAGAACAUCGAGAUUUCGGAUGACGAGGACGACACUCACCCGAACAUUGACACGCCUUCCUUGUUCCGCUGGCGACACCAGGCGCGUGUGGAGCGUAUGGCGGAAAUGGACCACGAGAAGGAGGAGCUGAAAAAGAAGCGCCAGAGCUUCCAGGCGCGCCUCAUGGACGUCAAGGAGCGGAUCGCCAAAAAGGAAGGCGACGAGCCGGCUCUAAAGAAAGAGCUAGAAAAGAUUGAGGCCGAGGGCAAGGAGCUGGACCGCAUCGAAAGCGAGAUGUUGAAGAAGGAGAAGAAGACACCCUGGAACGUGGACACCAUUAGCAAGCCUGGCUUUGAGAAGACGGUGAUCAAUAAGAAGGCCGGUCGCAAGCCGGACGAAAAUCUGUCCGAGGAGGAGCGGGAGCAACGCAUGAAGCAGUUUGUUAAGGAGAACGAGAAGCUCUGCAAGCAGUACGGCAUGCUGCGGAAGUAUGAUGACUCCAAGCGCUUCCUGCAAGAGCAUCUUAACCUGGUGAGCGAGGACACGGCCAACUACCUGGUCAUCUGGUCCAUCAACCUGGAAAUGGAGGAGAAGCACGAGCUGAUGGCGCACGUAGCGCAUCAGUGCAUCUGCAUGCAGUACAUCCUGGAGCUGGCCAAGCAGCUGGACGUGGAUCCUCGUGCCUGCGUCAGCUCCUUUUUCUCCAAGAUCCAGCAUUGUCAACCCGAGUAUCGGGCGCAAUUCGAGAGUGAAAUAGAAGGGUUCAAGGGCCGCAUCCAGAAGCGAGCGCAGGAGAAGAUACAGGAGGCAAUAGCUCAGGCUGAGGAAGAGGAGCGGAAGGAGCGUCUGGGACCCGGUGGCCUGGACCCUGCCGAUGUCUUUGAAUCCCUGCCUGAUGAGCUGAAGGCCUGUUUCGAGUCGCGCGACGUGGAGCUCCUGCAAAAAACAAUCGCCGCCAUGCCCGUAGACGUGGCCAAGCUGCACAUGAAGCGGUGCGUGGACUCUGGCCUCUGGGUGCCCAACGCUGCUGAUUUGGAAGGUGACAAAAAGGACGACGAGGAGUCGGACGAUGCCGCUGACGGCGGAGAGGAGAAGACCGACGAUGCAAAGUCGGAGAGCGCGGCUAAGGAAGAGCCCAUCUACACUGGCGUCAGCACCGAGGACGUUGACUGAUCGCCUCCAGGUUUCCAUCACCACCAUAGUUAUAAUCUAAAUGUACUGUCCACAUGCGUAUUUCAUCCAUACAAGCAGAGCAGAUGAGUUAUUGUAUAUAAUUUGAAUAAAUCAGCUAAAUUCUCAGCCACACGUCAAA
Molecule: messenger RNA, 1443 nt
Organism: Drosophila ficusphila
Lineage: Eukaryota; Metazoa; Arthropoda; Insecta; Diptera; Drosophilidae
Gene: Cdc37
Product: hsp90 co-chaperone Cdc37
Exons: 4
Coding region: 132-1304 (390 amino acids)
Biological process (GO): protein folding; protein stabilization
Cellular component (GO): cytoplasm
Molecular function (GO): heat shock protein binding; protein kinase binding; protein-folding chaperone binding
Source: RefSeq, a predicted model, not a curated record